AAAAAAUGUUUUUGGUGUGCAUUUAAGCGAGGAAGAACUCCAAAGUAUCCCACACUUAAAGAUUGAACUGCUGACGCAUAUCGCUCUCAGAACGGUUCAAACUUCAUGUCUUUUCGGAGCCAUCAUAUGUGCCCCGAUGAUUACCUUGCUAUCAAAACCUAGAACUUUAAGGUGUUUAACCAGAAGAUCGGUUAAAUUCGCCACAUAUGGAUUCCUACCCGGACUCACCAUUGCCCCAAUACUAAUGUAUGUUCGAAUGAAAGGUCAACCGGACGAAGCAUUUUACGACAGGUGCUAUCGGCUACGAUGCAACAAAAACCAGAAAAACAUGGCUACUUAUAUCAAUGGCAGUCCUAACACACCAAUGGGAAGAUUCACACGAUCAAUACAAAAAUGAAUUAAACUUCAUCCCAUUGCACAAGCCAGGGCGAAAUGUGUAUCCUAGAUUCCACUGCUAGUCGCUAUUCAUCUCUGCUUGUUUGUGACUGAAGAAGUAGAAACGGAUGUUGGUUAGCAGUGGAAUACAGGACGCGUGUUUCGUAUCAUUUGGGACUCAUCAGUUUGAUGUGCCUGCAUCCCAGAGUUGGUAUUCACUCCUAGGCUCAAACUCAGCACCAUUGGCUUCAGACGCCACCGCGUUAUCACCUCAGCAACUGAGCCCAGAUGGCCACUAGCUUGUGCAAUGGGAUGAAGUUUAAUUCAUUUUUGUAUUGAUCGUGUGAAUCUUCCCAUUGGUGUGUUAGGACUGCCAUUGAUAUAAGUAGCCAUGUUUUUCUGAAAUAAAAUAUUUGGUUCUUUGGUUAUCUUUCUGAAA
This is a messenger RNA of Schistosoma rodhaini, 814 nucleotides long. Lineage: Eukaryota; Metazoa; Platyhelminthes; Trematoda; Strigeidida; Schistosomatidae. The record is from the annotation of a GenBank genome assembly.